AUGGAUGAAGCAGAACUGGGGCAUCUGGGGCUACCUCUUUCCAAUGAGCUCGCGGAUGGUACGAUGAGGACGUACGACCUCGUAUCCUUCGUACUCUACUUGCUCCUGUGCCUCCCAAUGAUCUGGUUCAGCCCAGAAAACUAUCGGAAACCGUUUCUGAUCGCCUCCACAACUGUUGCUACAACCGUGUUUGCACUUCUCAUCUGGUCCACCGUGCGAGCUGAGGGAGGAGGUGCCCUUGUCGCAGAUGUGAGUAAGGUCUCGGGUGUCAAGCCAGCUACGGGAGGCGAUCUCGGUUGGGCCUUCGUCGCGGCUGUUACGGCAAAUAUUGGGGGCAUCGCCACGCACAUGUGGUCUCAGUCGGACUACACGCGAUACGCACGAAAGCCGGGAGAUCAGGUCUUGGCGCAGCUAAUCAUGGUACCUUUGGGGACCAUCAUCGUAGCCUGCGUCGGGAUCAUCUGCACUUCAUGCGCCGCGACGCUGUACCCCGACGAGGGCAAGCUCCUGUGGCAGCCCUACGCUUUCCUGGAAGCCGUGCGCAAGAACGAAGAUAACUCUGGUGCCCGAGCGGGGAUCGCGUUUGCGAGCAUCGCCUUCAUGUUCUCGCAGUUCGGCAUGGUGGUCGCAUCCAAUUGCGUGGUUGCCGGAAUCGACUUAGCCGCCCUGCUACCGCGUUGGUUCACGGUCCCCCGCGGGGGCUAUUUCACUAUUGUCUUCGUGUUCAUUAUGCAGCCCUGGGCGCUCCUCAACAGCGCUAGUAAAUUCUUGACUGUCGUGGGCAGCUUCAACGUUUUCCUCGGCCCGCUCAUGGGGAUCAUGUUCGCUGAUUACUUCCUCCUCCGCAAGCGGACAAUCAAGUUAACCGACCUCUACGGGAACUCGUCCAACAGCAUCUACUGGUACACCAAGGGAUGGAACUGGCGAGCAGCCAUCGCCUGGUGCCUGGGCGCGUGGCUGUUCAUCCCAGGUCUGGCGCAGCGCGCUGUUGCUCCAAGCGAGGUAUGGGCGGGCUGGACGAGGCUUUAUCAAUUGUCGUGGUUUGUGGGCUGUCUUGUGUCAGGUCUGAUAUACCUCCUCCUGGACUAUUUGUGGCCCAUGCCGGAAAAACAAGCGGUGGACGACCUUGAUUAUUUUGGUACAUUUGGGGAUGCGCCCGUCCUACGCGGGGUGGCUGAGCUCGACGCCAUCUCCACGAUGUCUGGAGCUGUGGACAUUGACGAGAAGACUUCCGGGGCGGGCGGAGAGAAAGUCCAGACCGUCUGA
Molecule: messenger RNA, 1266 nt
Organism: Colletotrichum chrysophilum
Lineage: Eukaryota; Fungi; Ascomycota; Sordariomycetes; Glomerellales; Glomerellaceae
Exons: 2
Coding region: 1-1266 (421 amino acids)
Biological process (GO): nucleobase transport; transmembrane transport
Cellular component (GO): plasma membrane
Molecular function (GO): nucleobase transmembrane transporter activity
Source: RefSeq, a predicted model, not a curated record